AUGUUUUUUUUUCUCUCGUACGAUGCGAUAAGAACUUCGAAAACUGUGGUGAGUAAUUUAUCAACAUUAAAGGCAGCUCAUUAUGGAAAUCAUGUAUCUCCACUUAAACCUCAAACAAUGAGCUUCAUUUAUGUUGAAUUAUUUUGUCUUUGGUGGGGGUGGAAACAAAAGUUAAUAGAGAAAAAAGUAACAAAUUUUCUCUGA
This is a messenger RNA of Clunio marinus, 204 nucleotides long. The record is from the annotation of a GenBank genome assembly. NCBI's taxonomy places the organism in Eukaryota, Metazoa, Arthropoda, Insecta, Diptera, Chironomidae.